This is a messenger RNA of Marchantia polymorpha subsp. ruderalis, 2225 nucleotides long. Lineage: Eukaryota; Viridiplantae; Streptophyta; Marchantiopsida; Marchantiales; Marchantiaceae. The record is from the annotation of a GenBank genome assembly.
CUGUCCGAAGGCUCUCUCUCUCUCUGAACCUUGGCCAGUUUCGGCCACAAACUACCAGAACUCAAUCUUAGAGUUGCCAGUUGCCCGGUGAGCUGUCAGUUACGCACGACUGCUGACGUGUCAGUCAAAGGUUCCCGUCCUUCUGAGCAGGGAAGAACCACUCACCCAGUUUAGCUGCAUUUGCGGAAACUAAAUAAAGAAGCAUUUAUUUGUAUUUACAAUAUACGAGAAUCGGAAGUUGUAGCUUAGCGGCAGUUUGGAGAUGUUGGAGAGCGGCAGCGUCGCUUGCUGCACUUGGCUGGGGUCUGGCGGCCAGUCCUGACUUCAGACCGCGACGGAGACAAGGGGCCGUGUCCCGUGUCCCUGACCCCGAGAUCGGAGUUCGAACCGUAGAGGAGGUAGAGUGCCGGCCCCUGGCUCGAGAGCGACCAUUUGCCGGUCUCAGAGUUCGAGUUCGAGCAGCAUUGUUCUGCAAGGGAAAGCCGAGCAAGGCCAGCGGAAGCAGCGAUGGCGUCGUCCGCGCGUGUGCGAGCGCUGCUUUGGGUCGCUGUCAUGCUUCCUGUUCUGUGCGCAGCAUUCUCCGAGGAAAAACCUACCGAUCAACGGGUUCUGGUCUUGCUGGACGAUCUGGCACUCAAGUCUUCUCACUCGAUCUUUUUCAAAUCGCUCACAAGUCGGGGAUACGAAUUGGACUUUAAAUUAGCAGAUGAUUCGAAGUUGGCUCUGCAAAGAUACGGAGAAUACUUGUAUGACGCGCUCAUCCUUUUUGCUCCGUCUGUAGAAGGUCAACUGGGAGGCAACUUGGAUGUAGCUGCGAUUUUGGACUUCGUGGACUCUGGCCAUGACCUGAUCCUGGCUGCAGAUGCCCACACUUCUGAUGUCAUAAGAGACAUCGCAACAGAAUGUGGUGUUGACUUUGAUGAGGAUACGGAGGCUGUGGUUGUCGAUCACAUAAAUUUUGCUGUGCAGAGUGAAAGCGAUCACUCUCUUAUCGUCGGUGACAAGUUGAUCGAUGCCGACGUCAUUUUGGGGAAGGAUGGUAUCAAGGGUCCUGUCCUCUUCCGUGGUAUCGCUCACUCUGUUAAUGCUGCCAGCGACCUUGUUGUCACAGUUUUGUCAGCAUCGCCUUCUGCCUUCUCUGCCACCCCGAAUGCUGUGAUGACAGCUCCCCCAGCUCUCACCGGCACUUCCAUAUCACUUGUCUCUGUUGUUCAGGCUAGGAAUAAUGCUCGUAUUUUAAUUUCGGGCUCGCUGGACUUAUUCAGCGACAAGUUUUUUAAAUCCCCCGUACAGAAAUUCGGCAGUUCUUCGAAGUCUGCUUCUGGAAAUGAGCAGUUGGCGCUGGAGUUGAGCAAGUGGACUUUCCAUGAACGCGGACAUUUGAAGGCUGUGAAUGUUCAUCACCAAAAGGUUGGAGAGAAAGAUGAACCAGCGAUGUACAGAAUUACUGACCAGUUGGAGUAUUCUGUGGAAAUUCACGAAUGGACUGGGAAAGAAUGGAGGCCGUAUCAAGCUGAUGAUGUUCAAGUUCAGUUUUACAUGAUGAGUCCCUAUGUCUUGAAGACAAUGGACCACAACGGAAAGGGUCUGUACCACACAUCCUUCCAAGUGCCAGAUGUGUAUGGUGUUUUUCAGUUCAAGGUGGAAUACAAGAAGCUUGGCUACACAAGCCUUACCUUAAGCAAGCAGAUUCCUGUUAGGCCUUUCCGCCACAACGAGUACGAAAGGUUCAUCAAAGCAGCCUACCCGUAUUACGGGGGAGCGUUCUCCAUGAUGACUGGCUUCUUCGUAUUUGGGAUUGUUUUUCUCUAUCACAAAUGAGCCAGCUCAACAAGACGUCAAGACUCCACCUUUUUGUCCUGCGGCUUUUUUGGCAGUCUUCUUAGUGUACGGAAUCCUGACAGUUGAAGACGGGCUGAAGAGAGUAUGGGGGCUCAUAGCCUUCAUGCGAUCAACCUGCUGCGAUAUCCUCUCAAGAACCGUUGAGACCCUAGAGUUGACACUAGAGCAUCGAGGUGAGCGUGUCGACAGAAGGAGAUAUUACCCGUUUGAUCGAGGUUAAUACAGCGAACUGCACAUCGGAAGUAGUCAGGAACUAAAGUGAGUUUGUUAACCAAUCUUUCUAAUACAUUAUGUACGUAUGGUCCAUUGCCCAUCAAUCAAUCCAAAAGCAAUUUUUUGCUUUCUGUGCUUUGAGAUUAUUCGAGUUUAUUUUAUGAACACCC